AUGGCGCUCAUCUCAGCAAGGACAAUCAUCACCUCGCUUUCCCUCUUCCAUGUCACCCUCGCCUUCUUUUUCCUCACGAACCCGGCGGCAAUCGCCGACCAGGCUCUGGUCUAUGUACUAGGCGAGGCCAUGGGCAUGCCCCAUGCACGAAGCUUCGAAAACAAAUCCCCUGCCCUCGCCUUCCUCGCCGCCGUCCUUGGGAUGUUGGGAUUCAGCGAUCUCGUCACCCUCAGCAUGCCCGAAGAAGUCUGGGUUGACUACCACUGGGGAACGCAGGCUCCUGCACGCCUGUUCAUGUCCCUCAUGCUCGUCAUCUACACCUUCGUCUUCGGCCCCUCCUCCCCGCUGUACGGCGGCUCUCGCGGCGGCCGUUUCGCCCACCCCUCGGCCCACGCGAAGAACCCGAACUACACUCCCUCUACCUGGGGUGGCGACGGCCUCAAGAAUCGCGUGUUCCUCACGUUUGCCUUCCUCGAGAUGGUAAGCUGGUUCUGGGUGUGGAUCACCCUUCGCGAAGAGCAGGAGGAGAUUGCGAAGCAGCGCAUCAAGAGACAGGAGAAACACCCAGGCGCGCAGUAG
Messenger RNA from Colletotrichum karsti, 579 nucleotides. RefSeq lists its product as uncharacterized. The coding region runs from base 1 to 579 and encodes 192 amino acids. The transcript is spliced from 3 exons. Lineage: Eukaryota; Fungi; Ascomycota; Sordariomycetes; Glomerellales; Glomerellaceae. The record is from RefSeq and is a predicted model, not a curated record.